AUGGACGGAGGAGGCCUUGUAUUAAACGUCGUCGCCACAGGAGAUUCUGCGCCCGCAAGGCUUUCAAAACCAAAGGGAGGUCGCUGGAAGGAUAGGGUCAAGGUCGUUAAGUCAGUCAAGAGGCGAUUACAAAAUUCAGGACGAGCCAGCACCUCCACCACCUUAUCGACAUAUUCUACAGCACCUACAGAAUCACCAAUACUUUCAUCCUCAUCAGUUAGGGAACGGUCCCACGCUCGCCCUCAUAAUGAUUUUGACGACCAUAUGAUUGGCGAUACUACACUGUCCAAAGAGGCUAAGCUGAUGCACGGCAAGUCUCAGGUUCAGUCGUCCAUCUUUUCGCCCGAUACCGAGAUCAUCCCUAAGGUGAAAACGAUCCAACGUCCGGUCGGCAAACCCAGCAAUGCUCCGCUCAAUACUUCAACCUUCACUGGAAUCGGACUGGAUGAAGAUCUUGCCAAACACAUGGAGACGAAACUCAAUGUCAGCAUGCCAACAACAAUCCAGCAAAAGGCCAUCCCUGUUUUACUUGGACCCACGCGCAAGGUUGGCGACAAUGUACCCAAGACAGAUACGGACGUGAUUAUCCAAGCAGAGACAGGAUCGGGGAAAACUUUGACAUAUCUGCUACCAAUUGUCAACCGCCUGAUUGAGUCUGAGGCAUCGCCGGCUCUCGAUCUAGAAUCCAAGCGGUCUAUCGGAACCCUCGCCAUCAUCAUGACACCGACCCGUGAACUGGCAAAGCAGAUUCUUCAGGUCCUGGAGACUCUAUUGCAGAUGCCUGCCUCUUCAGUUACAGGAAAGAAGCGCUCGCACUGGAUCGUUCCAGGAAUUGUCAUCGGAGGCGACAAAAAGAAAUCAGAGAAGGCUAGGCUUCGUAAGGGCGUCAACAUUCUCGUCGGUACUCCCGGACGUCUCUUGGAUCACUUGCAGAACACAAAGUCAUUUAACGUGCAGAGUCUACGGUGGUUGAUUCUUGAUGAGGCUGAUCGACUACUGGAACUGGGUUUCGAGGAAUCAAUGACCGCUAUCUUGAAGAUUCUAGAUGCCAGGGUGAAGAUCGCAGCUUCGGUUACGAGUUCAAAUGACACGACUAAGAUCUGGCCACAGACGCGACAGACGGUUCUUUGCUCCGCUACGCUAUCAGAUGAUGUCCAGCGCCUUGCCGGUACUUCCCUCGUCGACCCAAUCUACAUCAGCGCUAAGAAAGACGUCGCCAACGCCAAAGGCAUUCCCGGAUCGAGACUAGACGUAACAGAAACAAAGCAGGCACAACAAUUCGCUACACCAGAACAACUCAAACAACUCUAUGUCAUUACUCAGGCGAAACUUCGGCUGGUGACACUGACAGCCAUGCUCAAAAGCGCAUUCGCAGGCAAGAUUAAGGGCGCUAAGGCACCAAAGAUGGUCGUCUUUUUGUCAUCAUGCGACUCUGUUGAUUUUCACCACGGACUCUUUGCAAACGCUGGCAAGGAGACCAAGAGAGAAGUUACACAGGAUGGGUACUUUGGUCAGGGCUUUGAGGACGGCGAUGACGAUGAAAAGAGGGACGAGAUACCCGAUUUCGUGUCAGCCUCCAAUCGAAUCGAUGCCAGGGCGAGCAAGGACGAGAUGUAUAAGGCGAAGCGCGAGGAAGAGAGGGCGAAUGCUAAGAAGGCAAGGGCGCAGUUAUCUUUGACGGGAGCCAUCUUACCAGACGUACCUUUGUUCCGAUUGCACGGCAACCUGGCCCAGGCUCUGAGAACCGACACCUAUUUUGAGUUCUGUAAGGCAUCUAGUGGAGUUCUCUUCGCAACGGACGUGGCAGCGCGCGGAUUGGAUUUGCCCGAUGUUAGUCAUAUUAUUCAAUACGAUCCGCCCUCGGAUCUCAAGGAUUAUGUGCAUCGCGUGGGUCGAACAGCCCGUCUUGGACGCGAUGGCGAGGCUGUGUUGUUCCUUUUGCCCAGCGAAGUUAAAUACCUGGAGUUGUUGACAGCGCAGGGCCUUCCUAACCAGGAAGUAUCUGUGACAAGCAUCCUGAUGAAGCUGGCACCAUCCAAGUCAACCGAGUACCAACAGCCUGCGACGGACAUUCAAAACAGUUUUGAGCGGUACAAUCUGCAUUCUCCCGAGAAUAUGGCAAUUGCUCGCGGAGCUUUCUGGGCAUUUGUCAAGUCAUACGCGACACAUCCUUCGUCCGAGAAGCAUAUCUUUCACAUCAAGAAUCUGCAUUUGGGUCACAUCGCCAAGAGCUUUGCACUGCGUGAAGCACCAUCGGAUAUUCCACAGCCCAAAAAGAAGAAGGGAGCCGCUGUGCGUCCGGGCGGCAAGAGCGAGGAGGUGGACGAGACAAGGGCCAACCGCAAAUCCCAGAAGGAACGUGAAAAGGAAGAGCGCACUAAACCCAGGAUUGUCCUUAAGCGCAAGAACGACGUGAGCGAGUUUGCUGUGGGUGACUACAAGUCGUUGGUGGGCCCAAUGUUGAAGCGCAAGAAGACUAAGAAGUAA
Messenger RNA from Gamsiella multidivaricata, 2487 nucleotides. Its product is annotated as P-loop containing nucleoside triphosphate hydrolase protein. Lineage: Eukaryota; Fungi; Mortierellomycota; Mortierellomycetes; Mortierellales; Mortierellaceae. The coding region runs from base 1 to 2487 and encodes 828 amino acids. Gene Ontology annotation, cellular component: nucleus. The record is from RefSeq and is a predicted model, not a curated record. Gene Ontology annotation, molecular function: nucleic acid binding; ATP binding. The transcript is spliced from 3 exons. Gene Ontology annotation, biological process: ribosome biogenesis.